Drosophila grimshawi is the source of this 1252-nucleotide messenger RNA. RefSeq names its product germinal-center associated nuclear protein. The transcript is spliced from 4 exons. Bases 107 to 1168 code for a protein of 353 amino acids. Gene Ontology annotation, cellular component: nucleus; spindle; centrosome. NCBI's taxonomy places the organism in Eukaryota, Metazoa, Arthropoda, Insecta, Diptera, Drosophilidae. The record is from RefSeq and is a predicted model, not a curated record. Gene Ontology annotation, biological process: spindle assembly; centrosome duplication.
UUAAAUUAAUUUAAAUUAAAGUUGGCAAUGGCGACAGCUCUUGUGCUGUCAGCUGUUUUCUAUUGUUGCUGUAUUCUGCAGUUAAUCAGAUCACAGCCAGGAAAUUAUGGAAAAUCGUAACUUUAAAAAGGGUUCCUGUGAGCACUUUUGUCCCGCUGCCGAAGCCAAAAUGCGCAUUGAGAAGCGUUUGUUGAACUAUUACGAAUACAAAGAUGGUCAGAAACACGUAGCCGGCAUUCUGGUGAAGGAGUUCACGCGCUCCGCAGCUGAUGCCAAGGUGCCCAAGGCGCAGGACAUGCGCACUGAGCGCUGCCUAACCAAAACUGUUGAAUACCUGCUCAAUGACAUUUUGUUGGAUGAACGCAAACCGUUUCACUUUGCCUACGAUUUCAUCUUUGAUCGGUUGAGGAUGGUGCGUCGCGAGAUUGUCAUCCAGCAGUUUGAAGCGAGGCAAACAAUUCGACUGCUGGAGCCGAUGAUUAUGUUUCUGGCUUAUAGUCGAUAUCGACUGUGCGGGGAACCCAUUGAGAAGUUCGAUACCAAAAUAUGUAAUCAGCAUUUGCAGGAAUGCCUAAAUAUGGUUCUUUGUUGCUACAAUGAACUGGAUGAGGAUGGACAAAUGGAAGAAGAACAAAAGUGGACUAUUCGUGAGGCGGAACGUCGCUGCUUUAUUGAGGCACUGUAUCAGGUCUUCAAUCUGGGCACAUCGGAAGCGUUGGUGCGUGGUUUAACGCUGCCUGCUGCUGUGAGAAAUGACAAGUUAUUUAAAUUAUCCUUUGGCAUCUGCCUCAACUAUCAUCGGGGUAAUCUCUAUAGGGUUAUGCAAGGACUGCCACAGUUGCCACACAUAAUUUGCGCUGUGGCUGCCGCAAAACUACAGACAAUACGAAGACGCCUAUUGGAAAUCUUUACGCAUGCCUACAACAACAAACAGCUAACGGUGCCGGCAGCUUACUUGUUGCGUUUAAUAUUGGUAGAGACGUCGGUACUGUCAGAUCUCUGCCGGCAUUACCAUAUAGCAUUAACUGCUGAUCGUAAAUCGGUGCAUUUUAGUAAGACUGAUUUUAAAAGCGACGCUGCAGCAAUAAAAGCGCAACGUGAGCCUUUUGUUGAUGAGAAAUUGUCGUGCAUUCAUCUACCUAAAGUGCUGCUUCUGAAGAAGUUGUAGCUAUAGAUCUCAAAAUAGCAGUUUGUAAAAAGUGUAAAUUAAUUAAUCAUAUGCAAAUUAUACAUAAAUACACACAUACAUAUA